Molecule: messenger RNA, 3192 nt
Organism: Acanthosepion pharaonis
Lineage: Eukaryota; Metazoa; Mollusca; Cephalopoda; Sepiida; Sepiidae
Source: the annotation of a GenBank genome assembly
AUGCCGGCUGCGUCACCGCUUCUCUUGUAUGAACCGUCAUAUCUAGAUGCCACGAAAGCAGCCCUGCCUCAGGCUGGGUUGCGACCAUGGCAAAGUCUAUCAAGUCGACCGAGCCCAGCAGCUGACGGAAGCCAGCAUCAGCAGGAGCAUUUGUUCAAACAGUCCUUUUCAAGGCUAACUUCUGAAAGUCAUCCGAUCACCACUCUUCGAGGCUCCACUCACUUCACUCUCUGCUACUGCCUUCCCUCUGAGACGCCAGCUCAUUCCUGCAGCUUCCAGCACUCCUGCAGCAUCCAGCACCCCUGCAGCUUACAGCUCACUCCUGCAGAUUCCAGCAAUCCUGCAGCCUCCAGCUCACUCCUGCAGCAUCCAGCACUCCUGAAGCUUCCAGCACUCGAGCAGCCUCCAGCUCAUUCCUGCAGCUUCCAGCAUUCCUGCAGCCUCCAGCACUCCCGCAGCCUCCAGCUCACACCUGCAGCUUCCAAUACACUCCUGCAGCCUCCAGCUCACUCCUGCAGCUUCCAGCACUCCUGCAGCCUCAAGCUCACUCCUGCAGCUUCCAGCAUUCCUGCAGCCUCCAGCACUCCCGCAGCCUCCAGCUCACCUGCAGCUUCCAAUACACUCCUGCAGCCUCCAGCUCACUCCUGCAGCUUCCAGCACUCCUGCAGCCUCAAGCUCACUCCUGCAGCUUCCAGCAUUACUGCAGCCUCCAGCUCAUUCCUGCAGCUUCCAGCACUCUUGCAGCCUUCAGCUCACUCCUGCAGCUUCCAGCUCAUUACUGCAGCUUGCAGAACUCUUGCAGCUUCCAGCAGUCCUGCAGCCUCGAGCUCACUCCUGCAGCUUCCAAUACAUUCCUGCAGACUCCAGCUCACUCCUGCAGCUUCCAGCUCACUGCUGCAGCUUCCAGCACUCCUGCAGCCGCCAGGUCACUCCUGCAGCUUCCAGCUCAUUCCUGCAGCUUCCAGCUCACUCCUGCAGAUUGCAGCACUCCUGCAGCCUCCAGCUCACUCCUGCAGCUUCCAGCACACUUGCAGCUUCCAGCUCAGUCCUGCAGCUUCCAGCACUCAUGCAUGUCCAGCUCAUUCCUGCAGCUUCCAGCAAUCCUGCAGCCUCCAGCUCACUCCUGCAGAUUCCUGCUCACUCCUGCAGAUUCCAGCACUUGCAGCUUCCAGAACUUUUGCAGCCUCCAGCUCACACCUGCAGCUUCCAACACACUUGCAGCUUCCAGCUCACUCCUGCAGCUUCCAGCACUCAUGCAGGUCCAGCUCAUUCCUGCAGCUUCCAGCACUCCUGCAGCCUCAAACUCACUCCUGCAGCUUGCACCUGCAGCUUCCAGCUCACUCCUGCAGCCUCGCGCUCAUUCCUGCAGCUUCCAGCACUCUUGCAGCUUCCAGAACUCCUGUAGCCUCCAGCACACUCCUGCAGCUUCCAGCACUCGAGCAGCCUCCAGCUCACUCCUGCAGCUUCCAGCACUCCUUCAGCCUCCAGCUCACUCCUGCAGCUUCCAGCACUCCUGCAGCUUCCAGAACUCCUGCAGCCUCCAGCUCACUCCUGCAGCUUCCAGCACUCAUGCAGCUUCCAGCACAUGCCUGCAGCUUCCAGCACAUGCCUGCAGCUUCAAGCCCUCUUGCAGCUUCCAGCACUCCUGCAGCCUCCAGCUCUCUCCUGCAGCUUCCAGCACUCCUGCAGCCUCCAGCUCAUUCCUGCAGCUUCCAACACACUUGCAGCUUCCAGCACUGCUGCAGUUUCCAGCUCACUCCUGCAGCUUCCAGCACUCCUGCAGCCUCCAGCUCACUACUGCAGCCUCGUGCUCACUCCUGCAGCUUCCAGCACUCUUGCAGCUUCCAGCAAUCCUGCAGCCUCCAGCUCACUCCUGCAGCUUCCAGCACUCCUGCAGCUUCCAGCACCCCUGCGGCCACCAGCUUCCAGCACUCCUUCAGCCUCCAGCUCACUCCUGCAGCUUCCAGCACUACUGCGGCUUCCAGCACUCCUGCAGCUUCCCGCAUUUCUGCAGGUUACAGCACUCGAGCAGGCUCCAGCUCACUCCUGAAGCUUCCAGCAAUCCUGCAGCUUCCAGCACACCUGCAGCCUCCAGCUCACUCCUGCAGAUUGAAGCAUUCCUCCAGCCUCCAGCUCACUCCUGCAGCUUCCAGCACACUUCAGAUUCCAGCACUCCUGCAGCCUCCAGCUCACUCCUGCAGCUUCCAGUACACUUGCAGCUUCCAGCUCACUCCUGCAGCUUCCAGCACUCCUGCAGGUCCAGCUCAUUCCUGCAGCUUCCAGCAUUUUGCAGCCUCCAGCUCACUCCUGCAGCUUCCAGCAUUUCUGCAGCUUACAGCACUCGAGCAGGCUCCAGCUCACUCCUGCAGCUUCCAGCACUCCUGCAGCCUCCAGCUCCUCCUGCAGCUUCCAGCACACUUGCAGCUUCCAACUCACUCCUGCAGCUUCCAGCACUCAUGCAUGUCCAGCUCAUUCCUGCAGCUUCCUGCAUUCCUUCAGCCUCCAGCUCACCCCUGCAGCUUCCAGCACACUUGCAGCUUCCAGCUCACUCCUGCAGAUUCCAGCACUCCUGCAGGUCCAGCUCAUUCCUCCAGCUUCCAGCACUCCUGCAGCCUCAAUCUCACUCCUGCAGCCUCCAGCACUCCUGCAGCUUCCAGCACUCCUGCAGCCUCCAACACACUCCUGCAGCUUUCUGCUCACUCCUGCAGCCUCGAGCUCACUCCUGCAGCUUCCAAGAGUGUUGCAGCCUCCAGCUCACUCCUGCAGCUUCCAGCACUGCUGCAGCUUCCAGCUCACUCCUGCAGCUUCCAGCACUCCUUCAGCCUCCAGCUCACUCCUGCAGCUUCCAAUUUCUACGAUAUAGUUACCUAUCUAUCUAUCUAUCUAUCUAUCUAUCUAUCUAUCUAUCUAUCUAUCUAUCUAUCUAUACGAUUCCUUCGCUACAUAAGGCUUCUCAUCUGUGAGAGAGUCGUUCACGGUCGCCGGACAGCCGUAAUGCGCCUCAGAUGGUAUGUUCGUAGUUGUUGUUGGCCGGCCUUCGUUCGCCGGACGGCCGUAAUUCGCCUUGGAAUGCAAAUGCGUAAUUCCGUCGAUAGCCUUUGUUCGCCGUCGCCGGGCGCCCGUAAUGCGCCUUGGAAGGCAAAUGCGCAAGUCCAUCGGCGGUCUUCGUUCGCCGUCGCCGGACGCCCGUAA